Solanum lycopersicum (tomato) is the source of this 1935-nucleotide messenger RNA. The record is from RefSeq and is a predicted model, not a curated record. NCBI's taxonomy places the organism in Eukaryota, Viridiplantae, Streptophyta, Magnoliopsida, Solanales, Solanaceae.
AGUGUAUUAACUUUAUGACGUGAAAUUGGUAAGGGAAGACAAAAUAUGGAGAAUUUUGAAGACCUGAAAAGAGCAGUGGAGAGCGUAGAAAUGGUGGAUGCUCAUGCACACAACAUUGUGGCGCUUGACUCCACUCUCCCAUUCAUUAGCUGUUUUUCUGAAUUCAUAGGAGCCAAAACUGCAUCUGAUUCUCCUAAUUUCGUCAAUUUCCAGGUAAAUCUAAAUGAAAUUUGUGAACUGUAUGGCUCAAGCUUAUCCUUACAUGCUGUUGAGGAAUCUCGUCGAUGCUUAGGGUUUGAGGCGAGUGCUGCAGUUUGCUUUAAAGCCGCAAGAAUUGCUAUCUUACUUAUUGAUGAUGGAAUUAAAUUGGACCAAAAACUUGACAUCAAAUGGCAUGAAAGAUUUGUACCAACAGUUGGUAGAAUACUACAAGUUGAACAUGUUGCUGAAAAUAUCCUUGAGAAGGGUUCAAAUGGGAAGUCGUGGACACUGAGUUCAUUUGUGGAGACUUUCACUAAGGAAUUGAAGUCAGAAGGUGAUAAAGUUGUUGCCUUUAAAAAUAUUAUUGCACAUCGUAGUGUCCUUGCAAUUAAUACAAAAGUGACACAAAAGGAGGCUGAGGAGGGUCUGAUUGACAUUUUAUGCGCAGGGAAGCCAGUCAGAAUCUCCAACAAGAAUUUUAGCGAUUAUAUUUUUAUGCAUGCUUUGGAGGUGGCUAAAAAUUUCAACUUGCCAAUGCAGAUACACACAGGUUUGGAGAAGGAUUUAGAUCUGAGGCCAGGGAGUCCCCUUAAUCUUCCCAAUCUUCUCGAGGAUAAGAGAUUCACUAAGAAUCGAUUAGUGAUUUUACAUGCAUCAUUCCCUUUCUUAAAGGAAGCUUCAAAUCUGUCUUCCGUCUACCCUCAAGUCUAUCUUGAUUUUGGGUUGAGGGUUCCUAAGCCUAACUUUCAUGGGUUUGUGUCCUCAGUUAAAGAAAUUAUGGACCUUGCUCCCAUCAAUAAGGUCAUGAUCAACAGUAGUGGCAUCGCAUUUGCUGAAAGAUUUUACCUAGGUGGAAAGAAAGCACGUGAAGUCGUAUUAAAUUUUCUAUUGGAUGCAUGCUUCCAUGAUGACCUUUCAAUUACAGAAGCUAUUGCAAUUGUUAAAGCUAUUUUUGCCGAAAAUGCAAAGAAAUUUUACAAGAUUGAUGCUUCAUCAAUAUAUUCUGAUGUAGAACCUCAGUCUUUAUCAAAUCCCUUCAAAAAGGAAGACUUAAAUGGUCCAUUGACAGAUGUUACCGCUGUUCGCAUUAUUUGGGCAAGAAAUCAAGAAAUGGUGUUGGCUGAUAUGUUAACUGAAUCUGGUAAAGCAUGGCAAUAUUGUCCAAGAGAUGUACUUCGUAUAUUCACUAAAAUUUUGGAAGAUGAAUUUGGCCUGGUUAUGAAUGUAGGCAUUGAAGUUGAAUUUCACCUUUUUAAGAGUGUGUUAAAGGAUGGAAAAGAAACAUGGACCAGAAUGGACAAGACCUCUUACUGUUCUACAACAACAAUAAAUGUUGCAUCAUUAGUGCUUCAAGAUAUUCAUGCUUCUUUACACUCCUUCAAUAUUCUAGUCGAACAGUUGCAUCCAGAAGCUGGAAAAGGUCAGUUUGAAAUUGUGUUGGGAUACAUUGAUUGUGGUAGAGCAGCAAAUAACUUAAUAAGUACAGAUGAAGUAAUCAAAGGGAUUGCAAGGAAACAUGGGCUACUAGCAAGUUUUACCCCAAGGUAUAGCGAUGAUGAUGUUGGGUCAGGAUCGCAUGUACACAUCGGUUUGUUUAAGAAUGGAAAAAACAUAUUUAUGGCAUCUGGUGAGGCAAAUAGGUAUGGGAUGUCCGUGAUUGGAGAAUCAUUUAUGGCUGGGAUAUUAGAUCAUCUUCGUUCCCUAUGUGUAUUUACGAUGCCUAUCUCUAAUUAG